AUGCUUAGGGAAUGGCGCGACGAUUUCACUUUGGCUUCAAGAUAUGCACGUUUGUGGUUACCUUCAAAAUCGAGUAUUCAAGGAGGCCUCAAUGUUUCCGAUAAGGGAACUCUUCUUGGAUACGCUUCGGACCGACGGUGUACAAGAUAUAAAGUAUAUAUCGACGGGAAGGAAGUGGGAAUAACAAAAGCUUGUCCAUUUUCAAUGAAUUGCUUGGGUGAUAUCAGUGAGCGGAGUGCUUAUAUCACACUACGCAAAGGACGUUAUGAUGUGGUGAUCGGGUAUAAUAUGACGGAAGUGCCGUGUCACCCUUUUGGUGAUCAAAACAUAGUGAUAAGGCUAUAUAAGCAGUGCGAGAAAGAAAAGAACCAAGCUGUGGAGAGUCGGCACCAAGUCAGUAUCAUGUAA
Bipolaris oryzae ATCC 44560 is the source of this 408-nucleotide messenger RNA. RefSeq lists its product as uncharacterized. The transcript is spliced from 3 exons. Bases 1 to 408 code for a protein of 135 amino acids. Lineage: Eukaryota; Fungi; Ascomycota; Dothideomycetes; Pleosporales; Pleosporaceae. The record is from RefSeq and is a predicted model, not a curated record.